Messenger RNA from Achroia grisella, 759 nucleotides. RefSeq lists its product as uncharacterized. The record is from RefSeq and is a predicted model, not a curated record. Lineage: Eukaryota; Metazoa; Arthropoda; Insecta; Lepidoptera; Pyralidae. Bases 1 to 759 code for a protein of 252 amino acids. Gene Ontology annotation, molecular function: oxidoreductase activity. The transcript has a single exon.
AUGAGUUUUGCAAGUAAAGUGGUUAUAGUGACCGGCGCCAGUUCUGGCAUAGGAGCUGCUGCUGCAGUACUGUUUACUAAAAAAAGUGCUAAUGUAGUGCUAGUCGGCAGGAAUGAAAGCAAACUGAAGAAUGUCUCUGAACGAUGUGUCGGCAACACGCCUCUCGUCAUCAAAGCUGAUGUAAGUAACGAUGAUGAUGCCAAGAAAAUAAUCAAUGAAACAAUCAACAAAUUUGGAAAAAUAGACGUUUUGGUUAACAACGCUGGAGUUUCUGACAGUGGCACUAUCUUAGAUGGAGGUAUCUUAAAAGCGUAUGAUAGCAUUAUGGCAGUGAAUUUACGUGCGGCCGUCCAUCUCACAGCAUUGAGCGCUCCUCACCUUAUCAAAACUAAGGGAAAUAUUGUUAACAUAUCUAGUAUAGGUGGAAAAACAGUUGCAAUGUCACGAUCCAUACCUUAUAAUAUAUCGAAAGCUGCAUUAGACCAUUUCACACGUGGCGCUGCUUUAGAGUUGGCUUCUAAAGGUGUAAGAGUGAAUACUGUUAGUCCAGGUCCAGUGAAAACGGAUAUUAUAGAGAAUGCAGGAUUGUCGGAUAUAGUGAGCUGGGAUGUUAUGGCUGCAGCUGUACCUCAGAAGAGAUGCUCCGAGCCUGAGGAGAUCGCUGAAAUAAUUCUAUUCCUAGCAAGCGAAAAGGCUAAAGGAAUUACCGGAUCAGAUUUCGUUACUGAUAAUGGAGGCCUUUUACAGUUUCGCCUCUAA